CCCUGAGCGCUCUGCGCGCCGCGGGACCGGUUGCCUGGAAACCGGUAACGCCGCGAUGGAGGCGGCCCCAGGUAAAGAGGACAUAUCUUUUCCCAAGGAACAGGAGGUAGCUGAUGAGAAGCCAGCAGAAGGUGCACAGGCAGAUCACCCUGGUGUCCAAGAAAGCAAAACUAGCCUUCCAAAGGAAUCACCAACUGCAGGAGAACAGGAGGAAGAAGUGGAGCAAGUGGAAUCAGACACUGAGAGCAUUGAUGCAGAAGGUGAUUUGGAAGAGCAAGAUAAUAGUGAAGGACCCUUGGAGGCACAUAAAAGGCCUGAGAAGAUAGAAAAGAAAAUCUCAGAAACUUUCUUCUAUAACUAUGAAGAUAUAUAUUCACGUCCAUUUGUCACUGAAGACUCUGGGAUACCAAUUAACCUUCUUACUCUUAAACAUUCUUUUGGAUAUGACUGCACCAGAAGUGUAAACCUGCUGCUGAUGGAUAGCCAAACACUGAUGUAUAUAGCAGGCAACCAAGUGGUGCUCCUGGACCUGAAAACUACAUCUCAAAGUUAUGUCCGGAGCAGCAGUGGUGGUGGAAUUGGGUUUAUCACGGCACACCCUACUAAGCAGUACUUUGCAGUAGGAGAAAAAGGAAAGAAGCCAAACCUCAUCAUCUACGAUUAUCCUUCACUGAGACCCUACAGAAUACUGCGAGGUGGAACAGAGGAAGCCUAUGUUUUUGGUGAUUUCAACGAUACUGGCACUUUGCUGGCCAGUGUUGGGAGCAGCCCUGACUACAUGCUGACUAUCUGGGACUGGAAACAAGAAAAGGUUAUGUUGAGGUCAAAAGCUUUUUCACAGGAUGUUUACAAGGUCACAUUUUCUGCUGAUAAUGAAGAGCAACUAACUACAUCUGGAGCAGGACACAUCAAGUUCUGGAAGAUGGCGCUCACAUUCACUGGUCUCAAGUUACAAGGAGCUUUGGGCAGGUUUGGAAAAACAGCAGUGACCGACAUUACAGGUUAUGUGGAGCUGCCUGAUGGGAAAGUUAUCUCGGGGACUGAGUGGGGCAACUUGCUGCUUUGGGAAGGGGGCCUCAUUAAAGUAGAGCUCUGUCGAGCUGGACACAAGCCCUGUCACAGCGGCCCUAUAAGCCAGUUAGUUCUGGAUGAAGGAGAACUUGUCACUGUUGGAAGAGAUGGCUUCAUUCGGGUGUGGAACUUUGAGACAAUAGAUGCUGCUGAUUCUGUGGAUGACACAGGGUUACUGGAGGUGGAGCCUAUGAAUGAACUUCACGUUGGCAGGAAUGUCAGUCUGAGUUUCAUGUCAAAAGUUCAUGACUGUGGACAGCCCAUUUGGUAUGCUCAGGAUAACAAUGGAGCAAUCUGGAAGCUGGAUUUGACUUUUUCAAAUAUGACCCGUGAUCCAGAGUGCCUGUGUACCUUCCACUCUGGAAGGAUUGAGGCCAUGAGUGUCUCUCCUGUUACAUACCUUAUGGCCACCACUGCUCUUGACCGGUCAGUGCGUAUCUAUGAUUUCAUCAGCAACAGUCAACUGAGUGAAAUUAAGUUUAAACAAGGAGGAACAGCACUGAUGUGGGCACCUCGUGUUGUAAAUCCUAAAGGAGGUCUAAUUGCUGUGGGCUUUGAAGAUGGUGUUGUCCGAAUAAUUGAAGUUUAUGAUCCCAAAGGACUGCCCAUUCUUGCAGGACAGACCAAUACAGAGAAUGCAGAGAUAAAUCUGAAACACGUUUUCAAACCUCAUGCUACUGCAGUUACAGCCUUGGCAUAUGAACGAAAUGGAGAUGUGCUUGCCACAGGGAGUAAAGACAAAACUGUUUUCUUUUUUGCUGUUGAAGAUGAAUACAGGCCAAUUGGAUUCAUCUGUGUCCCUGGGCCUGUGCAGGCAUUACAGUGGUCUCCACCUUCUCAUGUGAAGAGCAUGCUGCUCAUCCUUUGUGAGAAUGGCUUUGCUCUCCAGGUUCCUGCCCCUGUCCCUGAGGAACAGGAUACAGUGUCCACCUAUCAAAUAAAAAACCUGCCGAUGCAGUACUUCCAUUUUUAUAGCGUUAAAUCCCGAAUCAAGCUGGAAGAGGAGAUUGCACUGAGAGAGAAAAAAAAGCAUGAGAAGGAGAAAGCAAAGCUUGAAUGGAUAAAGCAGCAACAGGAGAUGGGAAAGGAGAUAGAAGAAGAAGAACCUGAAGAGGAACCCGAAGAAGAGCCAUUGCCACCUCUCUACAUACCAGAGGAGCCCAGUCCCAUCCUCUGUGGGUUUUAUUCAGCACCAGGAAAAUUUUGGCUUUCCUUGGGUGGGUAUGACUCAGGGUUCCUCUAUCACUGUGAAUUCUCCUCAAAUCACGAAGACGACCCUGAAAACAGGCAAGAUGAACCCUUUGAAGUGAUUGCUAUUGAGGACACCGACAACAAUCCCAUCCACCAAAUCUCCUUCUGUACCAGCAGGCUACUGAUGUUCUGUGGGAUGCAGAAUGGCGCACUGCGUGUUUAUCCCCUCCAAGAUAAAGACCUCUCAGUGAAUACCCUAAAGGAAUACUGGUCCUUCAAUGUACAUGACAAUGAUUAUGGCCAGAUCCAGGGGAUCUGUUCUAGUUACGAUGAUAGAUUUCUGAUUACCUGUGGUGGAGAUGGAAACAUUUUUACUUUCAACAUCUUGUCUCCAGAGGAUGUUCACAAAGAGCUAAAAGCCAAAAUCCCCUCUCCUAGGAGUGGUCUUGAGAAGGAGAAGGCUGCUGAAGACAUUGAGGAUCCCAAUGCCUACAACAUUGAGGAAGUCAAGCAGAAAAAGGAGUAUGAACGGAUAAUGAAGGAAGCUGAAGAAAAAAAAACCAAGAAAAGAGAGCAGUUAAUUGCACUGAGGCAUGAGUUUCUUCUUCUUCUUCAAAAGAAUCAGGAGUUGCCCAAGCACAUGCAGCUGCACAGAGAGCAGUUUGAGAUGGACCAUAGGAUCUUUGAGGAGCUGGAUAGGCAGACAGCACAGAGAAUCCAGUUAGUGCAAAAGGAGCUGGCUUGGGAGCAUGAGAAACACUUGAUUGGACUGCAGAAACUGCGAAAUCAGUUUCGAGACUCACUGGAAUUUGGCACUGUUGUUGUUCAUGCUAUUCAAAGCAAUCAUCAGAUUUCCACCUACAGACUUCUAGCAAUGUCUGAGAAAUACUACCAAGAUAAGGAACGUCCAUCAUGGAAGAAGACAGUACUUAAGCAGGCAUGGAAACAAGCAGAAGAAAGGGAGACUGUCACAGAGACAAGGCAUGCCAGCAUUUUUGAGGGCGAGGCAGAAAAGCCGAAGACGUCAGAGGUUCGAAAGCCAACCACGCGUUAUAUAGAAAGCAAACAUGAGCAAAUCAGAAGAAUUGUUGAGAAAUCUGACAAGGUGAAAGCUAAGAUCAUGAAGAGGAAGGCAGAGUGGGAUGAAUUAUAUAGGAGCAAACCUAGUGAUGAUUAUGAGAAUCCCAAAGAUGUUGAGGCCAUCAAAGAAGCACAGGAAAAUAUGGGAUGUUAUAAGUUGAAGACUGCCACUAACUACAGAGUCCCUGAACACAAGCAUAUCAACACUGAGAAGAAGGUGAUGCAGCUUAAAUCCCUGGAAUUGUUGAUCCAUAGGAGGAAAGUGAAUAUGAACAAGGAGAUCAUGUCUUUGCGGGAUCUCAAGGUUUCUAUUAUUGAUGAAAUCAAGCAUUUAGUGCAGGAAUUGAAAUCCAUACAGGGAGCCUUGGAUUUAUCAGAAUGUCUCCCUCUUCCCCUGAUCCCUCAGUUACACCCAGAUGAGGUUCCUGAAAAAAAAUUUGAAUAUGACAGUGACAUCCUCCUGAAGUUCAAAGAGGAGCAGGAGGCCAAGGCAAAGCUCCAGGAACAAUUAGAAGGGUCUCCUUCAUCUCGCGCAUUUAGGCAUGGGUUUCUUCGAGCUCCUUCCAUUAAAGAGAUUGACCCCCUGGCACAGGCUGCAGGUGCACACCCAAUGAAAAUAGCAUCAUCUGUGGUCACAGAGCAGCGAAAGGUUUCUGAGAUUGAGAAGGCAGAGCCAACAGAAAUGGAACUGGAAAUUUUAAUGAGGGAGAAGAUAAAAAAUCUAUACUUGCAGGAGACCUUGAUUAAAAAGAUCAACGCACUGGUGACCAACUUUGAUGCUGAACUUCGCGUUCUGCGGCACAAGAAACUGAAGCUGGAUGUGCAGAUGAAAAGUGCUGACCUGCGCUACAUCACGUGGUAUGAAGAGCUGCUUAUCCUGAAGAACCUUGAGAAACAUGAGAACCUUCUCCAGGGGCAUGUUAACACCCUCAUCAGGGAGCAGGAGGCCAUGCAAUCAAAAUUGAACAGCUACCUUGCACAGAUGGAGGAUAGAAAGUGUGAGAUUGUAAAGCUUCAGGAAUGUGAGAAAGCUCUUUAUGCCAACUUCCAAGCAUCCCUUGGAGAAAACAAUGAGUUUGCCCAUUUUCUGACCAAGGUUCUGAAGAAGAAAAUCAAGUGCAUGGAAAAAAAAGAAGUAGGAAGAGAAGCAGAUGAAGAAGAUGAGAAUGAAGAGGAGAAUGAUGAAGAGCCCACCUUGGGGACUGAUGAAGAAAAUUCUGGAUCUAAAGAGGAAGUCUUUGAUGACUCUGUUUGCCCAAAGAACUGCAAUGAGGCACUCUUCCGAAACACCAUCCAGCUCCGGCAGAAGUGGUUAGACAUUGAGAAAGCUUUAACAGAGGAGAAGAAAGUUGCUGCUAACCUCAGAAAGAAAUAUAAUGCCUUGGCCAAGAAGGCAAAAGUAGUGGAAACCAGUCUGGACACUGCAGACAGGGACCUGAAGACCUUUCAGUGGGAAAAGCAGCAAAGACUGAAUGAGCUAUAUGUAGUUGUUCCUUUGAAACUCCAUCAGGUGGAGUACUUGGUUAAUGGGGAGAUGCCCAGUGAUUUCUCCCAGGCUUUGGUAUUUACCAACCAGUCCUUAGAGUAUCUGCAGAAGAGAAUUGUGGACCUACAUAAUGAAAAGAGAAUGCAAAGAGAGAUCUAUAAGAAGGCCCAGGAGCAACAUAAGCAGCUUGUCCAGGACAAAAAGGAGAUGGAGAUAAAGAUUCGACAACUGGAAGAGAAGUGCAAUCAUCUGAUGAUGAAGAAGUUUGGCCGGCUGGUUGAUUUUGAAGCAGUUCAAGCACACUCUGUUAACAUACGCGUGGAAGAGUUGGAAGUGCAAAUAAUGGAGAAAGAAUAUGUGCAUUCCCAGGAGCUCAAAGAGUGGGAGGAGAGAAUCUUAGACCUGCAGCAGCAGCUUAUGAAGCUGACAAAGGAAAACACUAGCAAGCUGCAGCAGCUGAACCAGUUUUGCCGUGAAAAGCAGCAACUUGAAACUAAGCUGGCUUCGCUAAAGAAUGAUCUAGGAGUAGAAUUUCAGGGCACCCGAACUACUGACAUCAAAGAGAAGGCCAGGUUGGAGUCACAGCUCAAGCACGCAGCUCGUGACACAGCCCUCCUAAGAGAAGAAAUCAAUCUUCUAAGCAGAAAAGAUGGGUGCCUCUUUCUACAACCUUCAUCGCCGCAGGACUCUGAGACACCAACUGAAUCAUUCCCUGUCCUUACACCAGAAACAGUAACUAACAACAGCCCUGUCUCCCUUAAAAACGGACAUGGUUAACUGUGGCAGUAGUCAUCCCCAGAAGUGUGAAAUGAAUUGCUUUGGCUAUACGGGGGUUUAGUUGUAAAGGGUUGUAUUUGUUUCUCCUAUCAAAAUAUGACUGUAGUGACAGAUAUGGAAUAAAAAAGUGCAAAUACAACUGGGAAA
Messenger RNA from Aquila chrysaetos chrysaetos, 5752 nucleotides. It is a transcript of the gene CFAP44, whose product is annotated as cilia and flagella associated protein 44. Gene Ontology annotation, molecular function: protein binding. The record is from RefSeq and is a predicted model, not a curated record. NCBI's taxonomy places the organism in Eukaryota, Metazoa, Chordata, Aves, Accipitriformes, Accipitridae. The coding region runs from base 56 to 5605 and encodes 1849 amino acids. The transcript has 35 exons.